AUGUUAUCAUCAUUUGAUGGAUAUCCAAUUACAUUCAUAAACGAAGAAAACGAUCAUAAUCUACGUAACGUGAAAUAUUUUGAACAAGUUCAACGUGAGAAUAUUUAAUAAAUUUCAUAUUAUCUAUUAUAAUAGUAUUAUUUUUUUUAAAAAUGAAAGAGUAAAAGGGAAAUGGAGAAAUUGGACGGGGGUAGGUGUGGGAUUGACCAAACCAAUGUUGAGACAGACUCGCACAAUAUAUAAACCCCUUUUCCCCAACUCUUUUUCUCAGCUUGGACGUUCCCUUCUCACAGAGAACUACAAGCUUCACAAAAAAACACUUAAUAAUAUUAUUAUUAACAUUUUCAUUCCCUCAAUUUUCCCAAUAUUCCAUUCCAACCACAUUUUCAUCUCCAAACAUGCGAUCCCUUAGUUCCCCCGCCGGCCUAGACCUCAAAUCCCUAAUCCGGACGCCGCGGGUCGGGCCGGCUCGUCGGGCCAUCCAGUGCAACGUCAAUUCCAGCACGAAUCAGGCUACCGGUAUCAGCUUCGGGUCGGGCCAGGUCGGCCGGGCCCGAUACGAGUGGCAGAGCGCGUGCGCCAUACUCGCCAGCAAAGUGGAAUCGCAGCAGCAGGACACCCAGAAGAGCGGCGCCGACGGCGUCUCCGUCGUCAACGGCCACCCCACCCUCGACCUCGUCCCCGUCAAGGACCAAUCCUCGUCGCCGGCGCCGCUGCGGAAGCCGCUCAGCAUCGCCGAUUUCUCGCCGGCGCCGAUGCACGGCGCGCAGCUCCGGGUCGCGUACCAGGGCGUCCCCGGCGCGUACAGCGAGGCCGCGGCCGGGAAAGCGUACCCUAACUGCGAGGCGAUCCCCUGCGACCAAUUCGAGGUGGCGUUCCAGGCCGUGGAGCUCUGGCUCGCCGACCGCGCGGUGCUGCCGGUGGAGAACUCGCUUGGCGGCUCGAUCCACCGGAACUACGAUCUCCUCCUCCGCCACCGCCUCCACAUCGUCGGCGAGGUGCAGCUCCCCGUCCACCACUGCCUCCUCGCGCUGCCCGGCGUGAGGAAGGAGUACCUCACGCGCGUUAUCAGCCAUCCGCAGGCGCUCUCCCAAUGCGAGCACACGCUCACCAAAUUAGGGCUAAAUGUGGUCCGCGAGGCCGUAGACGACACCGCCGGCGCCGCCGAGUACAUCGCGACGAACGGCCUGCGCGACACGGCUGCGAUCGCCUCCGCGCGCGCGGCGGAGCUCUACGGGAUGCAGAUCCUCGCCGACGGGAUCCAGGACGACAGCGGCAACGUGACGAGAUUCGUGAUGCUGGCGCGCGAGCCGAUCAUUCCGCGCAACGACCGGCCGUUCAAGACGAGCAUUGUGUUCGCGCACGAGAAGGGGACGAGCGUGCUCUUCAAGGUGCUCUCCGCCUUCGCCUUCCGCAACAUCAGCCUCACGAAGAUCGAGUCGCGGCCACACCGCCACCGCCCGAUCCGCCUCGUCGACGACGCCAACGUCGGCACCGCCAAGCACUUCGAGUACAUGUUCUACAUCGACUUCGAGGCCUCCAUGGCCGACGUCAGGGCGCAGAACGCCCUCGCCGAGGUGCAGGAGUUCACCUCCUUCCUCAGAGUGCUCGGCAGCUACCCCAUGGACAUGACGCCGUGGUCGCCGUCGUCCUCCGCCGCCGGGGAUUAGGACAAUUCCGAUCAAUCCCCAUUUGCCCUUCCCUGUGCAUUUCUUUUUCUUCCUCGUGUUUUUUUUGGUGUAAUUGUUGAUUGGAACUGUUACUUUUACAAAAUUACGGACAUGCCCCUGAGGGAGGACCCAAGACCAAGUGUUUAGAUACAACAACCAUUCAAUUGAAAUUGCAUUGGGUAGGUUUGGAUAUUUUUCUACUUUUGGUGGGAUGAGAGGGAAAGGAAAGGUGGGUACAUAUGUAAUUUCGGCCCCUUGAAUAUGUGGGACGUUACGUGUAUUAUUAAAUUAAUUAAAUUAGUUUUGUGUCAUGUGUGUAAA
This is a messenger RNA of Salvia miltiorrhiza (redroot sage), 1991 nucleotides long. RefSeq names its product arogenate dehydratase 3-like. The transcript has a single exon. Bases 399 to 1670 code for a protein of 423 amino acids. Gene Ontology annotation, biological process: L-phenylalanine biosynthetic process. Gene Ontology annotation, cellular component: cytoplasm; chloroplast. The record is from RefSeq and is a predicted model, not a curated record. Lineage: Eukaryota; Viridiplantae; Streptophyta; Magnoliopsida; Lamiales; Lamiaceae. Gene Ontology annotation, molecular function: prephenate dehydratase activity; arogenate dehydratase activity.